Molecule: messenger RNA, 8706 nt
Organism: Aspergillus chevalieri
Lineage: Eukaryota; Fungi; Ascomycota; Eurotiomycetes; Eurotiales; Aspergillaceae
Product: type I iterative PKS
Exons: 7
Coding region: 1-8706 (2901 amino acids)
Biological process (GO): secondary metabolite biosynthetic process; fatty acid biosynthetic process
Molecular function (GO): fatty acid synthase activity; phosphopantetheine binding; oxidoreductase activity
Source: RefSeq, a predicted model, not a curated record
AUGGCUGAAAUUAUCGAGAAUGCGCUCACUUGCGGAGUACCUCUGAGCGGAAAAUCGGCUGAGAUCCUCGAGAAUGCCCUUCAUACUCCCACGACGAGCAGCGGGACCGACGACGAAACCCGAUCCCCUCAAGAUGUCGACGACAUCGAGGGUACCCAUGUCCCUUUUCCAGUUGCGAUUGUUGGCAUGGCCAUGAGAUUGCCCGGAGGUGUCAGCUGUGAGAAGGAGUUUUGGGACUUUCUGGUUAACAAGCGCGAUGGCUUGUGCAAGGUCCCUGAUACCCGCUACAACAUUGAUGCUUUUCACGACGACUCGGGCUCGAGAGCCGGUGCAAUCCGAACACAGCACGGGUACUUCCUUGAGCAGGAUAUUGCACAGUUUGACACGGGCUUUUUUGGCAUUAGUAAGGCCGAGGCUGCGAAACUUGACCCGCAACAAAGACUCUUGCUGGAGAUAAUCUGGGAAUGUAUGGAGAAUGGUGGACAGACAGGAUGGCGGGGAAGGAACAUUGGCUGCUAUGUCGGGGUUUUUGGUGAGGACUGGCUGGACCUGAAGACAAAGGACACCCAAGACAACGACAGAUACCGGGUGGUUGGAGCUGGUGACUAUGCCAUCUCUAAUCGUAUCUCCUACGAGUACGACCUUGGAGGCCCAAGCAUCACCUUUCGAACGGGCUGCUCAUCCUCCUUGGUAGGUCUUCAUGAAGCAUGUCAGGGCCUCUACUCUGGUGAAUGUUCUUCUGCCUUGGUGGCUGGCACGAACCUUAUCUUCACACCAACAAUGACGACCUCAAUGUCCGAUAACAUGGUCAUUUCAAAGAGUGGAAUUUGCAGGACUUUUGAUGCCGCAGCAGAUGGCUAUGGAAGAGGAGAGGCAGUCAAUGCCAUAUUCAUCAAGCCCUUGGACAAAGCAGUCCGGGAUGGUGAUCCAGUUCGCGCCGUUAUUCGCUCUAGUGCAGUGAAUUGUGAUGGGAAGACUCCUAGCAUCACAACCCCUGGUUCCGCGGCGCAAGAAAGGUUGAUUAGAAGAGCAUAUAGGAAAGCAGGAAUUGACAAUGUGUCACAGACCGCUUUUUUUGAGUGCCAUGGCACCGGGACAAGUGUUGGAGAUACAUCAGAAACAUCUGUUGUCGCCAAUAUCUUCGGGGAAGAAGGUAUUUAUAUCGGAGCGGUCAAACCAAAUGUUGGGCACUCUGAAGGCGCGUCUGGAAUUACCAGUGUUAUCAAGAGUGUUUUGGCGCUAGAGAAUCAAACCAUUCCACCCAACGUUCAUUUCCAAAGUCCAAAUCCCAACAUUCCAUUUGAAAAGGCGAAGCUUCAGCUGCCCGUGGAAGCUACCGCCUGGCCAAAGGACCGAAGCCAGAGGAUAAGCAUCAAUUCAUUUGGCAUUGGUGGGACGAAUGCUCAUGUUAUUCUUGAUUCUGCCCCUCCCGAUGAUACAUGCAGAAAUGUGGAUGACCAACCAGGCCCUCAACUUUUAGUUCUCUCUGCGAAAUCAAAACAGUCAUUAGAUGGACAGAUUGGGAAUUUGCAGAAGUACCUGGACACGGCCAAGUCAUCGCUGGACGAUAUUGCAUACACAUUGGGUUUGAGGCGAGAACACAUGCCACACAGGGCAUUUGCACUCGCAGAAGCGGAUGGAAAAGUCUCGUCUUUUGAGAAGACCAAGUUCUCCAAGGCACCCAUCGUUUUCGUGUUUACCGGACAAGGUGCCCAGUGGCCCGGGAUGGGCAGAGAGUUGAUCGAAAAAGUAGGAAUAUUCCGGAAAGAUAUUCAGAUGAUGGACCGCAUCUUGCAAGGAGUUGCGGGCGGGCCUUCGUGGUCUAUUGAAGAUGAGCUUUCGAAAUGUGACGAAUACAGCCGAGUUGCAGAGGCAGAAUUCGCGCAACCGCUCUGCACAGCCGUCCAAAUAGCUCUUGUGAAUCUUCUGCAACACUGGGGCAUUACACCUGAUGCAGUAGUAGGACAUUCCAGUGGUGAGAUUGCAGCUGCCUAUGCCUCAGGUGCAGUGUCCGCUGGGGUUGCAAUUCUCGUCGCAUACUUCCGUGGUCAAGCAAUGAAGACUUUCCCCUCCGAGCGUCAUGGUGGUAUGGCGGCCGUUGGUCUCGGUUCGGAAAAAGCAAGGCCUUUCUUAAAGCCGGGCGUCGUCAUCGCUUGCGACAAUAGCCCAGAAAGUGUGACGCUUUCAGGUGAUAGUGACACCCUCAGUGAAGUUCUGGAUGGCAUUCAUGCCCAUGACCAGGAGAUAUUUUGUCGACAGCUCGCCGUCAAUGUUGCCUAUCAUUCACACCAUAUGGUCGAAGCUGGGAAAGCGUAUGAAAAGAUGAUCUAUCCGCAUUGCGCGCACAAGCUAUCUAUGGUACCAAUGUACUCUACGGUUUCGGGCACAAUUGUAUCAGAUCCCUCGAUUUUGAACGCCCGUUACUGGCGCAGGAACUUGCAGUCCCCUGUUCUUUUCAACACGGCAAUCCAACGGAUCAUUGGAGAUGACGACCAGUCAAAGCUAUUCCUGGAGAUUGGUCCCCAUUCAACGCUAUCCGGUCCUAUUCGUCAGUCACUUACGAAGGCCGAUACGGGAAAGCACCGCUAUCUUCCGACCAUUAUUAGGGGCAAAGAGCCAUGGAGAAGUCUUCUGGUGACAGCUGGGAAUCUAUACAUCCACAGCGCACCUAUAAACCUCCCUUCCCUCAUUACGCAAGGUAAAGUCUUAACAGAACUUCCGCCAUAUACCUGGCAGCAUGACGAGAGACUCUGGGAUGAGCCCCGUCUUGUUCGUGACUGGAGACUUCGCCGAUAUCCUCACCACGAACUCCUAGGCUCUCGGACUCUGGAGUCAAGUGAAUUAGAGCCGGCUUGGCGGAACGUCUUCAAUAUAGAAGAUGCUCUCUGGGUGAUGGACCACAAAAUUGGCACUGAUAUUGUCUUUCCUGCUGCUGGUUAUGUUGCUAUUGCAGGUGAAGCUGUGCGUCAAGUGGCUGGAUCUACGGACUACUCUCUAAGGAAUAUGUUCAUUCGAAACGCACUGAUUCUAGAGGGCUCAGGGCCCGUCGAGAUUGUCACGAGUCUGCAAUCAGUCAAACUUGCAGACAAUGUUGACUCGCCAUGGUUUGACUUCACCAUUUCAGCCUAUCAAAAUGGCAAGUGGAAGAAACAUUGCGUGGGUCAGGUUCGGUCAGGCGCUGAUCAAGAACAUGAUGUUCCCUUGAGCCAGAACUAUUCUCGACGGAUUGAAUCCGAUAAAUGGUAUCGUGCACUCAAGAAACGCGGGCUGGACUAUGGAUCCCAUUUCAGAGGGCUCGAACAGAUUACAGCGAGUUCAACGACUUUCCAGGCUUCUGCGGUUUUGCAUGGUGAUAAAACGCCGCAUAGCAGUUACUAUGCUCUUCAUCCAACCUUGAUUGAUGAAUCAUUGCAACUGCUCAGCGUAGCAGCAACACAGGGCAUCUCGCGUCGAAUGACAAGAAUGUGUAUACCGACUGCUAUCGAGUCCCUAUACAUCAAUGAAGGUCGUGGUAAAAUGGACUUGAACGUUUCCUGUGAGGCCACCAGUGGAACCAUGUGUGGUAAAUCGACACUACUCUCGAACAAUCAGGUUGUCCUCUCCAUGAAAAGGGGUGUCUUUUUCAGUGUCCAGGAUCCUGAGUCAAAUGAUCCGAAUGCGCUGCUAGCGUCGAACCUUUACUGGACACGGCAUAUCGACUUUGUUCCUUUUGAAGAGCAGCUCCCGCGUCUUCCUGAACCUCUCAUCCGAGCGCAGACCGUAGCAAGGGCAACGAGUGUAUACUUGGUUGAAGCAUAUCGACGCACGAUGUACUCGACCCCCGCUUCUGAUCAUCUCAAGAAAUACCACGCUUGGAUAAGAGAUCAGUACAGUAUGAUCAAAGGAAAGUCGGCCGACUUAGUCCCUGAGAUGAAGGAAACGGAUGUCUCAAAACUUGGCCUUCACAGCCCUUACGCAGAUGCAUUGCGCCAGGAAAUGCGCGAAAUGCAUUCUCUAGUCUACCCAACUCACCAACUUGCCGAGAGACUUUGCUCUGCCAUUCACGAUAUAUUAGAGGGACGAAUAAACCCCCUCGAAACGCUCAUGCAAAAUGAUUCAUUGAAGCGUUUCUUCGAAGGUAUGGCUUCUCUUUCGCCCUGUGGAGGCUUCCUCCGAUUACUUGGCCAAUCUAAUCCGAUCCUUCGCGUCCUGGAAAUCGGUGCUGGAGUGGGUGGCUUGACAUCAAUUGCCCUAAAGUCUCUCACAUUAUCCAACAAUAGCCGACUUUACUCUAAGUACACAUUAACAGACAUAUCGGGAGGCUUUCUAGCAGAUGCUCAAGACAAAUUUCGCGAGUAUGAUGCCAUUGAAUAUGCGACACUUGACAUCACUCGUGAUCCAGAAGGACAAGGCUAUGCACCGGAAAGUUAUGAUUUGAUCAUAGCUGGCAAUGUUCUUCAUGCCACACCUCGAAUUUCCGACACGUUACAGAACGUCCGCAAGCUUUUGGCCCCUGGGGGUCGUUUACUCAUGCAAGAGUUGACUGGCCGUAUUCCUAUAAGCGGCUUUUUGAUGGGCGUUCUGCCAGGCUGGUGGCUUGGAGAGGACGAUGGUCGUCGUGACAGCCCGGCAUUGUCUGUCGAGAGAUGGCAUGAGGAGUUGGCCAAUACCAACUUCACUGGCGUGGACGCCGUGCAAUACGACAAUGAUGAAUACUAUGCCAUAACAGCUACACUCCUCUCUACGGCCAAGGCCCGCGUCAUCACGAAAGAGAGGCAAAUUGGAUUGCUUUAUCUGUCAGAAAUCUCGGAAUGGGGCCGUGAGCUGGAGUCAGCGCUUUCGCUCACGGGCUAUACCGUGAAAUGGUACACACUGCACGAUACUCUCCCUCCUGGAUCUGAUAUCAUUUCUCUUAUCGACCUCGAAGGCCCCUUCUUUAACAGUUUGCUACCCGAGGAAUUCCGGUUGUUCCAAAGCUACUUGCCUAAAUUAGCUGGCAUCCACCUCCUUUGGAUUACAAGAACGCUCCAAACCGGUUGUGAAGAUCCUCGCUUCUCGUUGGUCUUGGGAAUGGCUCGGACAAUUCGGAAUGAGCUGGGUCACAAAUUCGCGACUUUGGAAGUUGAUCAGUUCGACACAACAGCCGUUGAUUCUGUGAUCAAGGUAUUUGAGAAGUUGAAGGCUCAGUCUAACUUACCUUGGCUGGAUUCGGACUAUGAAUAUGCUUACAAGGAUGGAAAUAUCCUUCUGCCUCGGCUGGAAUGGUCCUCUUUUGAUCAUCAGUUGGCUGCCGUACCACACUUGUCGAAACCACGAUCAUUGGAUAUCGGGUUCAACGGAAUUCUGGAUUCAUUGCGGUGGGCCGUGUCUACAUCUUCGCCGUCUGAGUUGAAAGAAGACGAAGUUGAGCUGGACGUAAGAUAUGUUGGUCUGAAUUUUAAGGACAUGAUGAUUGCAAUGGGCUUCCUAGGAGAUACGUCCGAACUAGGCUUCGAAGGCAGUGGAAUUGUUCGCCGAGUAGGAUCAUCUGUCGAGCAUAUAAGGGUCGGUGACAGAGUUGCCGUUAUCAAUCUAGGACUCUUGAGCACCCAAAAAGUCGUCCCGGCAGCUUCUUGCCAUCCCGUCCCCGAAAAGAUGUCGCUUGAAGAUGCUGCCGCGAUAUCUUGCAUUUACACGACGGCGAUAUACUGUCUUAUCACCAUCGGGAACAUACGAAAAGGCCAGUCCGUACUAAUUCAUUCUGCCUGUGGAGGUGUAGGACUGGCAGCAAUCCAAGUUUGCAGGAUGAUAGGGGCAGAAAUAUAUGCCACGGUUGGGACUAGUGAGAAGGUUACCUAUCUCACUGACAUAGUGAAAAUCCCAGCAGACCACAUAUUCGAUUCCAGAAGCACGUCAUUCUUGCAAGGCGUGCUGAAGAAAACCAAUGGACGAGGUGUUGAUUUAGUCUUGAAUUCCCUUUCAGGUGAACUUCUUCAUGCCUCCUGGAAAUGUGUUGCAAAAUUCGGUAAGAUGGUCGAGAUCGGAAAGCGAGACUUUAUGGGUCACGGCAAACUUGACAUGGAUGGAUUUCUGGACAACCGUUCUUUCAUCGGCGUGGAUCUUUCAGUCUUAGGGAAUGAGGACCAUGAAGCGUUGAGGGGCUUGGUUGAAGAGUUCACAGAAUAUUUCCGGCAAGGAAAGUUGACCCCCAUCAGACCUAUUAUCAUUUUUGAUGCCGGGGAUGUUGUCAAGGCUUUCCGCCACAUGCAAACAGGCCAACACAUAGGCAAGAUUGUUGUUCGAAUGCCGGAGGAUCCAAAUACUCUGCCAAUAUCCAAGAUACAUGACACCACCCAGCUCUUCAGACCGGACGCUUCGUAUCUUUUGAUCGGCGGACUUGGAGGACUUGGUCGAGCCGUUAGCACCUGGAUGGUGGAAAAGGGUGCCCGCAAUUUUAUCUUCCUCUCUCGGUCAGGCGCCAAGUCGCUUGAAGCCCAAGCCUUUAUUGACGAUUUGGAGAGCCACAAUAUGGUGGGCGCGACGGUUAUCGCGGGCGAUGUCUCAAAUGUUGAAGAUAUCCAGCGGGCUCUUUCGGCAGCCAAGCGCCCCAUCGCAGGCGUACUCCAAAUGUCUAUGGUACUCAAGGAUCAAAUGCUAUCCAAAAUGACUUACGAGGACUGGGUGGCCGCUAUAACACCGAAGGUUCAAGGGACAUGGAACCUCCAUUUCGAGCUUCGACACAUACCACUUGACUUCUUUGUUCUUUUCAGCUCUGUCACUGGUACCAUGGGAUUUGCUAGCCAGGCCAACUAUGCGGCAGCAAACACGUUCCUGGAUUCAUUUGUCAAAUAUCGUCACUCCCAAGGACUCCCAGCAAGCGUGAUUGAUCUCGGUUUCGUGGGAGAUAUUGGUUAUGCAGCUGAGCAAAGCCCACAAACGUUGAAUAUCGUCAAAACCAUGGACAUACAGGUAAUCGAAGAAAAGGAUCUGCUGCAAGCAUUGGAGAUCUCGGUCUUUGCUCAAUCCCCUCACCCUUCAUCACAGCUCGUCGUGGGUCUCGGAACCAAGGGCAAUGUUAAAGAACUACCGUGGCUGCAAGAAGGUCGCUUCAGUCGUUGGCGAAAUUCUUCAGUAACGAACAAAGCAACGAAAGCCAAUCAAUCUCACGAACUAAAGUCUCUUCUGGAUGAGGUCGAGAAGAAUCCCAGGUUGCUGGAUGAGCAGUCAACCCAUGACAAAAUCACCAUCGAGCUAGGUAAAGUUGUCGCUGCUCAUCUUGCCUAUGCGGAUGAUUUGAGCAAAGAGGAACUCUCCAAUAUUGCAAUUGACUCGUUAAUGAGCAUAGAAAUCCGCAGUUGGUUUCGCCGUAAUGCGGGUAUCGACAUCUCCCUGGUCGAGAUCUCGAAUGCGGGUACUGUUGGAGGACUAACCGACGUGGCCAUGAAGAUGUUGCGCAACAAAUACUUUAAUGAAGGGGAACUUCCCAGCGGAAUAAGCGCUUCGACAACAGCUGAACCGGAUGAAAUGGCGAUUUGUCUGGAGGACAUGAAGCUGGGCAGUGACUUGCGAGCUCUUCCUGGAACAAUCCCUGACUGGUGCUCCGAAUCUGAAGGAAGAGUCUUCCUGACAGGUGCGACUGGAUUUGUGGGGGCCUUCUUUCUCUUGGGGCUUCUCGCUCUCCCACAAGUUAAGAGCGUUGCGUGCUUGGUUCGAACAACGGAUCCUGUGUCGGGAAGACUGCGGAUUGAGAAGACGUUCACCCGAUACGGCUUGCCCCUUGGAGCUCUGGAUAAGAUCACUGUGGUUCCUGGCAAUAUUGCCCACCCGAAUCUGGGAAUGUCGAAGGAGGAAUUUGAUCAUCACGCAUGGUCAUCUAGUGUUGUCUUUCACCUUGGAGCCUACGUCAACUACACCCUUCCUUACUCUGCUCAUCGUGACGCCAAUAUUGUUGGACUCCUCAAUAUGCUGGAGUUUGUCAAUACUGGGCGUCUUAAGCCCUUGAAUUAUUUCUCCAGUAUCGGGGCGUGCGGCGCCUCGGCUCAUCUCACUGGUACGACUAUCCCUGAGGACGAAAGGGCCGCGCUGGAUCCCAAGUACUUUGAGCAGCACGUUGGGUAUACAAGAAGCAAGCUUGCUGCGGAGAGCAUUGCUUGGAACGCUAUUGCCAACGGAUUUGCCAUAACCAUCUAUCGCCCAGGAGUCGUGAUGGGCCACAGCAGCACAGGAGUAGACAAGCCCGAAGACUUGUUCAAUCGACUCAUGUACAACUGCAUCCGACUCGGAGCAUAUCCAGCUCCACCUCAUCAGCGUAACCACUUUGUCCCAGUUAACUAUAUAUGCGCAGCUAUCCUGCGCAUAUCGCAAUUCUCAGAGAACCAAGGCCAUGCCUUCAAUGUCGUCCAUCCUGAUCAAGAUCAAACUAUUACCUGGAUGGAUACGUUCAAAAUCCUAAGCGAGUACGGUUCUACUCCACUGCGAUGUGUCACUGCAGCCGAAUGGCUGCAGAUGUUCACGGAACGAGGGAAACACAGCAUGAAAGGAGCGACGCCUCUCCUCAAAGAACGACUAGCGGAGAACGAGAUCUGGUGGGGUGACAGCAGUGGAAUGGCCGUGUAUGAAACCACAAACCUCCGCCGAGCGUUGGCGGACUCUCCAGAUAUUCUGGAUAUCAAGCCUAUGCCAGAACUGCUCAAGACCUAUUAUGGCCGUUGGGAGGCUGGGGCUUCGGACACAGACGUCGCUGUUUGA